CCAAGUUGACCGAUAAAAAGGGAAGCCGGGGGAGCGGUGGCGAGGGCAAGUCGCCGGGCCUAGGGUUUCGGUUUCUUCGCCGGAGAUCUGCUUGCCGCGGCACGACGAGGUGGAGCAGCGGUGGAUCUGCCGGUCAAGGGCGCGGAUCUGUGGGUGCCUUGCUGGAGUAGACAUGGAGCACUACAUGAUGAGAUUCAGCGCGGGAGGAGGGCAGCAGCUCUCUAGGGUAGACCCAAUGCCUGACCGAAGGUCAAGGUUUUGCCAGAUGAAUGCACAGCCAGUGGUUCGCAUCGAAGUCAUCUGCCCUCAGCCGCGCAGGGCUUCCCGUCCGCCCUUCCCGAUUGAAGCUCUGAAUAGAGCCAGCCCCAAGCCUAAUAACGGGGCACUGCCAGUGUAUAGAGCAGACUCCGCUUCUGAUAUCCUUGACCUCAUCCUCAGCAAGAGUGACCCUGAUGUUGAUACUGAUUCGAGCAGCCAGGCGGGCUUUUUCUGUGGCUCGCCACCUGUACGCACUAACAACCCUAUUGUCCAUGAUCCGCAGUUCGGUAAAAAAACACCUUCCUUUUCUCCCUUAGGGAGUUCUUUUGGCAAAAAGGCAGCUGGAAUAGUUGAAGUAGGUUCUCCAUCUUGUGGGGCGAGCAGCCCAAAAGUAAGAAUCGAAGGUUUUGCUUGCGGGAGCAAAGAGCCCCACUGUGCAGUUACCUUUGCCUGAGCGUUUGAUCAUCCCCAUUGACCAUAACGUUAUUUUGCUACCUCAACCUGUAAAUUUUCCCGGUCCACCUGAGGAUAUAACUAGUUUCUUUUAUGCUGCUACCUAGUUAUUUGAGUCAAGUGGUUGAUGCCCUUGUGAUUGUGGCUUUUGAAACUGCACAAUCGCAGGGAGCUUUCGGAUGUACAUAAAUGAGGUCUCCAUUGUAUCUACAUGUUGUGUCAACUAAGUGUCCGUUGAUGGGUCAGUCUGUAAAUACUGUCUUGCAUUUGGAUUUAAGUCGGAAUAUGAAAUUUAUCUCUAUUCUGGUGGCGAA
Molecule: messenger RNA, 1025 nt
Organism: Phragmites australis (common reed)
Lineage: Eukaryota; Viridiplantae; Streptophyta; Magnoliopsida; Poales; Poaceae
Exons: 4
Coding region: 173-712 (179 amino acids)
Source: RefSeq, a predicted model, not a curated record